CGCCGGCGGGGGGGCGGCUGCCCCUUCCGGCGGGGAGCGGCGGGACCCGCCGCGGGCUCCCGGCGCCGGGAGGGCGGGAGCCGCUGUCGGCGGGCGCGGGGCGAGGCCGGCGGGGGCGGGCGCUGCCGGGGCGGGCUCCAUCCCUCCGGAAGUCUCUCCCGCUCCCUCCUUUCUCCUCCUUUCCCCCGACAACAUGGCCGCGAAGUCGGACGGCGGCGGCGGCGGCCCGGCCGUGCUGCUGGAGAGCCCCGAGGGCGGCGGCGGGCGGCGGGAGGCGGGCGCGGAGCCCCCGGCGCGGCGGUACCGGCUGCGGGACGGCUGCUGGGUGUUCUGCGCGCUCCUCGUCUGCUUCGCGGACGGUGCCUCGGACCUGUGGCUGGCGGCCCAUUACUACGUGCGGGGGCAGCGCUGGUGGUUCGGGCUGACGCUGCUCUUCGUGCUGCUGCCCUCGCUCGUGGUGCAGAUGCUCAGCCUCAGGUGGUUCGUCUACGACUUCGCCGCCAGCACCAAGGACAGCGGCGGCGGCACCAAGGACAGCGGCCCCCGCGGCUGCUGCCGCCUCUGCGUCUGGCUGCUGCAGGGCCUGAUCCACCUGCUGCAGCUGGGGCAGGUCUGGAGGUACCUCCGCACGCUGUACCUGGGGCUGCAGAGCCGCUGGCAGGCCGAGCACCGCCGCCGCCACUUCUACUGGCGCAUGAUGUUCGAGAGCGCCGACAUCAGCAUGCUGCGGCUGCUGGAGGCCUUCCUCAAGAGCGCGCCCCAGCUCGUGCUGCAGCUCAGCAUCAUGGUGCAGCAGAACUACAUCGAGCCGCUGCAGGGACUCUCAGCCUCGGCCUCGCUGGUCUCGCUGGCCUGGAUGAUCGCGUCCUACCAGAAGGUGCUGCGGGACUCGCGGGAGGACAAGAUGCCCAUGUCCUACAAGGGUGCCGUGGUGCAGAUCCUCUGGCACCUCUUCACCAUCGCCGCUCGUGCCAUCGCCUUUGCCCUCUUCGCCUCCGUGUUCCAGCUCUACUUCGGCAUCUUCAUCGUCACCCACUGGUGCAUCAUGACCUUCUGGAUCAUCCAGGGCGAGACGGAUUUCUGCAUGUCCAAGUGGGAGGAGAUCAUCUACAACAUGGUGGUGGGCAUUAUCUACAUCUUCUGCUGGUUCAACGUCAAGGAGGGCCGGAGCCGCUACCGCAUGUGCAUCUACUACAUCAUCACGCUGUCAGAGAACGCCGCCCUCACCAUCCUCUGGUUCCUCUACUACGACCGCAAGGCCACCUCCGACUUCAACGCCUUAAUCCUCGUCUGCGUGGUUAGCUCCAGCUUCGCCCUCGGCAUCUUCUUCAUGUUCAUCUACUACUGCCUCUUGCACCCCAACGGCCCCAUCUUCAGCCACCGCUCCGUGGGCUGCAUCUUCCGCCAGGAGCCGCCGCCGGUGCCGGGCUCGCCCGUGGAAGCCGUCACCAGCCCGCCGCGCUCGCUGCCGCGGACUACAGGGGGGGAGCGGGACGGGGCGCCGGGGGAGCGGGACAGCUGCGUGCCCGUCUUCCAGGUGAGACCCUGUGCCCCGCCGGCGCCGGCCGCCCGCGCCCCGCGGACAGAGGGGCCCGUCAUCCGCAUUGACCUGCCCAGGAAGAAGUACCCGGCCUGGGAUGCCCACUUCAUCGACCGGCGCCUGCGGAAGACCAUCCUGGCGCUGGAGUACGCGUCGCCCACCACCCCCCGGCUGCAGUACCGCACCCCCGGCGCCCCGCAGGAGGUGCUGGAGUACGAGACCACCGUGUAGGCUGCGGGGCGUGAGGCUGCGGCGGGAGCGCCGGUGCCACCCGGGCCACCCCGUGUCUCCACAGCUGUCUGCCUUCCUUUGGGUUCGCCGGCGCUGCCGUGUCGCCAUGCCAAGCAUCUCGUGGGCGGUGGCCGGGGAGGUCUCUUGGUGCUAUCCCCUCCCCGCGCUGCCUUCCCGCAGCCCAGACCCGUCCCACCCGACGGCGGCCGCCCCCGCGCCCUCCAGGGCUCGUCCUUGCCAAAAUACCUCACCGGUGCCUGAGCCCAGGCGGUGGGUGCUGUGGCCCAUAUCAGGGGUGCAGGAUGGGGACCGGGGGCACCCUGGGAUGGGGCUGGCAGCUGCCGGGGGCACGGUGGGGCAUGGCGGGCAGCACACAGGAACACAGGUGCCCGUGCCACGGCAGAGCCGUGGGGGUGGAACAUGGCUACACUGGGGUGUGCAUGGGGCUUGUGACCCCCGGGGAGCUGGGGCAGGGACAGCCGGGGUCCAUCCAGUCCCUCCCAUGUCUCCCAUACCAACCCGAAGUGAGCCCCUUCAUAUCCAUCCUCAGUCCCCCAGGCUCAGGGUUGAGCCAUGUCCCCAACUCCAUGGGGUCUCCAAUAUCCUGUGGGGCGUAGGCCCUGGCCUGGGGGGGCCCCUUGUGGGUGGGCACGAACCUUGCCCCCCUGGUUUGGAGCUGGGUCCCCAGCUGUGGCCAGGAUGGCUGCACCCCAUCCUCCCCCCAUCCCCACAGGAACUGCUUCAUCUCAUUGGGUUUGUUUUCACCUGGAUGGUGACAUUUUGUGUGACAUUUUCUACCUCCGCUGGGGCCGGGGGUGGCAGGGCCUGGCUGGCACCACUGAGGGGUUUGUGCGGGGCCGCCGGCGUUCCCCGGAUUCCCCAAAGUGGGAUUCACCCCCAGCCGUUCUCCUCUCCUGGGCUGGCAUCCCUUCCCACCCGGGAGCAUUUCCAUUCACUCCUUCAUCAGCAUCACCCCCUCCAGCUCCGCAGUGUGAACCUGAGCUGGGACCCUCCCUGCCCUGACCUCACCCUGUGUGCCCCCUGCCUGUCCCUGCCUGUCCCCAGUCCCUGCCCCUGCCUCCCCGGAGGCGUGGGGCUGCUCGGGCUCUGGGUUUGAAUGUGUCCCUGGUCCUGCCCAGAUCCAGCGGCCCCAGCGAGGGGCUGUGCUGAAUGUACCCUGUGCCCCCCGGGCGGGACUGCCCCGGGGUGUGUGUGUGUGUGUGUGUGUGUGUGUGUGUGUGUGUGUGUGUGUGUGCAGGGGCUGGCAGGGCUUUGCAGGGCAGGGGAGCUCUUGGACCCCCCAGCCUUGUGCUGCCCCCCUUGCCCCCCACACCCACGGCCCCUGUGCCUUCCCUGCAUCCCCUGUGCCCCCGCCACGGCUCCAAAGGGUUCCAGCCUCUGGCUGCCCGAGCCACAUUGCCAAGCCCUGCCCGGGCCGGGAGCGUGGGCAGCACUGAGAGCCCCCCUGUGCCAUGGGGCACCGUGUGAGGCACUAGAGGAUGGGAGGAGUGGGAUGGGAGAGCUGCACCUGGGAACGGCUGGGACGUGGGGUCCCUGAGGGCCAGUGUGGCUGCCCAGCCCUGUGACACGGCCGGGUGGGAGGGUGCGUGGUGGCAGUGGCGGUGGCAUCACGUUGCUUUUGUUCCCCAUUUCUUGCCAGCUGGGGUGACAGCAGGCUGGGCUGGCCGUCGCUGGGUUCACUGGUGCUAACUGGUGCUAACUGGAAGCCUUGGAAACCCUUUAGGAGGAGGGUGCAGAGCAUGGCUGGGGCUGGGCAGUGGGCUGGGCCCCUGCCACCUGCACGGCUCCUCCACUGCCACCACGGCAGCCCCGGUGGUGUGUGCUGGUCAUGCUGGGGCACUCCUGUGGUGUGUGCUGCUGUGCUGGGGCAGCCCCGGUGUGGGGCAGCUCCGGGUUGGGGUCUCUUUUCCUCAGGGAAGGUGGGGGCAGCAGCCGGGGUGCCAGGCUGUCCAGGGGCUCACUGCUGCAGGCAUCAAGCAGUGUCACUGCAGCCCCCGAGCGGUGCCCAGGUUGGUGGCAGCUCCUCCCUGGGUCUGGCUCGCAGAGGAUCUGGGGAUGGGCCAUUUGGGGACUGUGUGCCAGCACGGGGUGGCUCCUCUGGGCUCCCCCUGUCCCUGUCCACCCCAGGGCAGAGAUGCCAUUUGUUCAUACCCUUCACGCCGGGGUUUGUGUGGGGACCCCAGGGCCACGCUGGUGGGUCAGAGGGACACUUUUCUAUGCACUCAAGCCACGGUACCCUCAGCCCUGGGCUGCUCUGGGCACAGGAGUCUGGCCACGUGUGGGGUUCGGGGGGACCCCUCAGUCUCACUCCUGCCCCAGGCCACCCCCCAGUCCCCACCCACCCUGUGCCACAGCAGCAGCCAAACCCAGCGCCGGGUCCCCGUGACGGGGGACACGACCGGGGGCCAGCAUGGGCACAGCUCCAGGGCUGCUCGAGCUCCCACUGGGGAUGGCGGGGUUCUGGUCCCUGGGGGUGUCACCCAGGGGUGGCAGCAGGGCUGCUCCAGCUUCAGGGAGUGAGAAAAGUUCGUUCUGGCAGGGGCUGCCGCGGGGUCUCAGCCACCUCCCCGACCCCCCGGCGCUGGGACCCGGCGGCUGCUGUCACGUACUGUAAAUACUCUGUGUGCCACCUUCUUCUCUGGGACCCUCGGCGCGGGCGGGGGCGAGCGGGAGGCCGGGGUCCGUCCCGAGACUUUUUUGUAUACCACAAACUUUUUGUAUAUUUUUAAUUUUGCUGCAACAUGAGAUAUUAAAUUCAUUUCAAUAA
This is a messenger RNA of Passer domesticus (house sparrow), 4559 nucleotides long. RefSeq names its product XK related 7 (gene XKR7). Gene Ontology annotation, cellular component: plasma membrane. The coding region runs from base 194 to 1771 and encodes 525 amino acids. The transcript is spliced from 3 exons. NCBI's taxonomy places the organism in Eukaryota, Metazoa, Chordata, Aves, Passeriformes, Passeridae. The record is from RefSeq and is a predicted model, not a curated record. Gene Ontology annotation, biological process: phosphatidylserine exposure on apoptotic cell surface; engulfment of apoptotic cell; apoptotic process involved in development.